UUUAUUUACUCAUACUUUAGCGUAUCGUUAGUUUUGUUUUGCUGUUUCUCCAGUCCGGAAGGUUCCUUUCUCGUUCCGCUGUUGUGAAGUUCCACUGUGACCAGCAUAGCUGCCAUUUAAAGGAUUUAUCUGAUUGAUUCAGAGAAGUUCGGAUCAAUAUAGAACUUUGAUGCACAAAUGCCUAAUGUUCGGAAGCGGUCUUCGGUUCCUGCCCGCCGCGGCGCCAAGAGAACCAAACAGCCGGCUUCACAAGUGGAACAGCUAGCGGAUUCGGUUUGUCGCGUCUGCAUGCGCUGGGCUUCCAGUUCGGCCGUGAUGGUUCGACUAUUCGAUCGACGGGCGCAGGAAACGAGCCUGGCCGAAGUGUUGGCACUGGUUGGAGCAGUGGAGCCGGCAAAGGAAGAUGACCCUCUGCCCAAGUGGUGCUGCAAAAGCUGCGUGAAGGGACUGGAGGGUGCCUACAAAAUGAGACUGAUGUGUCAGGAUUCGGAUCGGAAGCUAAGAGAUGUGUACAUGGCGGACGUGGAACCCGUCGCGGUCAAGGAGGAAGUCGAUGAGGAUGAGUUCAAUCCGCUGGACGAGUUAGUGGUUGAAAGUAAACCGGAUAUAGAUGGGAUGUCGGAUGCCAAGGAAGCUGAGGUGACGGAGCGUUUAGAGUUGCCAAAACUGGAGAUUUUGGAUUGUGGGAAAGAGGAAGACGGCGAACCGAUGGAGGAAAAUGACGUUAGCACAACAGAUGGAGUAGAAGACUGUGCUGGUGUAGAAUCGGAUGUGGACGAAGGAGAAGCUAAGGAUGAAAAGCCACCGAAAGAUACGACGACGAAGCCUACAAAGAACCCUAUAAAUCCAGACGUAUAUGAUGAAGUUCCCGCCGUUGGUUUUAGCUGCUGUGGUUGCAAGAACAAGUUUAAAACAUUGAAGGAGUUGCAAAGUCACUCGAAGGAAGUUCACUUGGAAAAGAAACUAUCAACGAACGAGUUGAAAACCAAGAAGCAAUGUGACAUCUGUUACAAGGUGUUGCGAAACGAUUUCGCUGUGCAGAGUCAUCAACAAAAAGAGAAACUGAAUUUCCGCUGCAAGGUUUGUGGAGAUCUGUUUUGGAGUCGCAAAAGGGUGUGUCUUCAUCAUGACCGGGUUCACGGUCCGAACCCAACGAUCCAAGGUCCGUCGAAAAUCUGCUGCGCAUGUCUAGAGCAGUUUGAAACCGAAGAACAGCUCAAAGAGCAUAGCAUUGCGGUACAUCUGCCGGAGAAGCCGCCGCCAAAUCCGGACCGGCCAUUCGUCUGUAACAUCUGCUAUCGCUGCUACAAAUCAGAUGCGCAGCUAUACGGCCAUCAAUCUCGAAUGCUCAAGAGCAUCAAAAAGCACAUGUGUGUCCAAUGUGGCAUGCUGUUCCGGCAUCCCGGUGCACUACAAGACCACGAAUCGGUGCAUACCGGCGAAAAGACCUUCCAGUGUCCAAAGUGUCCCAAAACCUACGCCAUUAAGGAAAGCUUCCGGAAACAUUUGGCCGGUCACACGAUGCCGGAGGAUAAGUACAAGUGUGAAACUUGCGGGAUUUGCUUCAAAACUCACGGAGGUCUGAAACAGCACAAACCGGUGCACACGGGAGAGCGUCCGCACAAAUGCCCUCACUGUCCGGCCAGCUACGCUGGGUAUUCCGGUAUCAAAUCACACCUGCUAACCCACACCGUACAAAAAUCUCUGGAAUGUCCACUGUGCCGGAAGCAGUUCAAACGGUACUCGGAGGUGAGGCAGCACGUUCGGUUCUUCCACCAGAAGCUGAAACCGUUUGCAUGCUUUUUCUGUCCGAAGCAAUAUCCGCGGAAGGACUAUCGCAAACGACACAUGGUCAGUGCCCAUCCGGAGGAACUGCGGAACAAUCCACUUCCGGCGAUCGAGCUGUUUGGUAAUCCGCGGUGGGCACCACAGAAAUCGGAAGAGGCCAUCUUUCGGGAGCAAGGUAUGGUUGAAUAAAGUGAUUUUGGACGUAUCUACUAUCAAAAAUUAUUUUUGUUUGGCGAAGAAAUCCCAGGACUCACAGGGAUUGCUGAACUUCUACUUUCAAUUCGCGGCUUCUACUUGGGCUGGGUGCGAACGUUUAGAGGUAAUCAUACCAUCUACCAGAGUUGCGGCAACACACGUGAGCUGGGAACAGCUUUUAUAGUGAUGGGCGACAUGCAGAGGCGCGUGAUCGGUUGGUGGCCGAUCGACGAAAGAACGUGCAGGUUGAGGAUCAAGGACCGAUUCUUCAACAUUAGCAUAAUAAACGUGCACAGCCCUCACUCAGGAAGCACUGAUGAUGACAAAGACGCAUUUUACGCGCAGCUCGAACGCGAGUACGACCGCUGCCCAAACCACGACGUCAAGGUCAUCAUAGGGGAUCUAAACGCUCAGGUACACUCUAAAAAGUUUUCACGUCCGAUUUACGUGAAAUAUCACGUAGCUCAUGCUUAUCCUUAAAACUUCCAAAGUUACGUGGCGUUAGUCAUUGUCACUCGAUAACCACGUCGUAGGCACCGCCCUGUUUGGUGAAAUCCACCUAGUUUUUCACGUAAACCGCUUUGAUGCGUUCGUGUUUGUGUAUUUUGACUUGGAACAUUCCGCGGAACGAAAGUUACGUGACUUUCAGGUGUGAAAAACAAUUCAACAUGGCGUCGAGAAGGUUGGUGCAAAA
Molecule: messenger RNA, 2677 nt
Organism: Aedes albopictus (Asian tiger mosquito)
Lineage: Eukaryota; Metazoa; Arthropoda; Insecta; Diptera; Culicidae
Product: gastrula zinc finger protein XlCGF26.1-like
Exons: 2
Coding region: 178-1977 (599 amino acids)
Biological process (GO): regulation of transcription by RNA polymerase II
Cellular component (GO): nucleus
Molecular function (GO): DNA-binding transcription factor activity, RNA polymerase II-specific; zinc ion binding
Source: RefSeq, a predicted model, not a curated record